UAGGAAAUAAGAGCUAGUGCGUAAACUUCCGCAUUACGGGUUUGGUUGAAUAAACUCUCUCUCUCGCUUCCCUGCUUGGCCAUACUCAGUUGACUGUCUCCUCUGCUGUAGGACACUGUCCACUGUCCACUGUUUCCCUUGACACAGAAGGCACAAAAGACCCUGAGAGGUGUGGUGUGUGUGUUGCUGGACGAAGCGUCAGUGUGCGAGAGACAGUGUGUGCACUUUCUUGGGUGAGAUAGUACAUUGUGUGUGUAUGUGUGUUUGCAUCUGUGUGACGCAGUCUCAAACCUCUCCUUGCAGCUGCCAACAUCAGGUAUGAAGACACAUUUACUGUUCAUUUGCCUAUUGACCUCAGCAUUUGCUGUGUCUGUCAAAGGCAAACCUCAUGACAAACAUCAAGCUUUAUCCAAGUCCUCACACACAGCUAAAGAGAAGGACAUUGUUCCAGAUGAGGCCAAUGAGGGGGAGGUCUUGCCGACUUUCAUGACCUUUGAGUCUAGCAGUCAGGAUCAGGAAGACGACGACAUGAGCUACGAGGACAAUGCUAAUGUUAAUAUGGGUCCCUCCAAUGAGGAAGGGGUGUUCGAGGUGUCUGACAGUGGUGAGAGGAGCACCCCUGUCCUGCUGAGCGAUAAGGCACUGGUGGACCUCCUCCAGGGGGAGUCAGAGGAAGAAGAGGUGGAAGAGGAGGAGGAGGAAGAAGAGGAGGAGGGAAAGAUCGAGUCUGAGGAGACACAGUCUGAAGAGGAGGAGGGAGAAGAAGCGGAGGGAGACUUGGAAAAGGAGGAGGAGGAUGAGGAGGUGAUAGAUGGGGAGGAGGAGGUGGAUGUGGAGGCAGAGAAAGAGGCAGAAAAGGUGGAGGCGAUGGCAGAUGAGGAGGAGUCAGAUGAGGAUGAGGAGAAAGGAGAGGAAGAGGCGGAACCUGUGGUCGGGGACGGAGGAGUAAAGCAAGAGGCUGAAGUUGAAGAGACGUACAGCAACACCGAGCCGGAGAUUCCAGAGGAUCUGGACUACGCAGGCGACAGUGACAACACACAGCCCCUGGAAACCGAGCUUGAGGAAGGGAAAUCCCUCGCCGAAGACGCCCAGCUCCUCUUAAAUAAGGAAGAGGAGGCAAAGGUGGAGGAGAAAGAAGAACAAGUUAGCAAGGAAGAUGAAAUCCCCACUGCCACUGAUGACUAUGAGUCCCAGCAGGACAUACAAGAAGCCGAGGCCUCUGAGAGCCAGGAAGUGCUCGGCCAGUACAAACUUCCUGAGGGAAGCAAGGACCAGCAGAAAGGUUCCAAGGACAAUUCCCAAGAAAAGGGAAACAAUAAAAAAGACGGAGACACAGACGCUGAACUCCAAGAGACAAAGAACAGUGUGGAUCUUGAUGGGACACAUCUUUCUGUAGAAGGGGGAGAAGAGAAGGAGCAGAAGAACAUAAACGAGAGCGCCAGUCACACCCUAGGCAAAGCUACGAAGCAGAGGAAGAACCAGAGGGUGAGGAAGCACCCCCCACAGAGGGAUGAGGCCCCGCCAGGAGAAGGAGUCCCAGACCACCAGGGGGAUGAGGGGGAGAAGGAGUACUACCGCACCACUGACAAUGCUGUCUACAAGCCCAAGCGGAGAAGAGCCGGGAAAUGGGCUCCUCUGGUGGGAAUGAACCCGGUCCAGAUCAGGGCGACAGUGGACCUCUACCCCAGCGCCAGGCCCUCUUUGGCGGCCAGCCUAUACAGACCCCAAACCUCCGCUGCCGACCCUUGUGAGAACUUCCGUUGUAAACGUGGAAAGACCUGCAAACUCAUCGAGGAGAAGAAGCCUACGUGCGUGUGUCAGGAGCCUUCUGCCUGCCCACAGAGUGUCACUGACUAUGAUCAUGUAUGUGGAACUAACAAUGUCACCUAUGACACAUCCUGUGAGCUCUUUGCCACCAAGUGCAACCUGGAAGGCAGCAAGAGAGGCCAUAGACUUCACCUGGACUACACUGGACCCUGCAAAUUCAUAGCACCGUGUAUGAAUGGCGAACUGGUCCAGUUUCCUCUGCGUAUGCGCGACUGGCUGAAGAACGUCUUGCUGCAGCUCUAUGAACAUGACUCCAUGUCCCCUGGCUUCCUCACCCCCAAGCAACGCAUCAGAGUGAGAAAGAUCCACGAGAGUGAGAGGCGCCUCCAUGCCGGCGACCACCCCAUUGAGUUGCUGGCCCAGGACUUCGAGAAGAACUACAACAUGUACAUCUAUCCCGUGCACUGGCAGUUCGCUCAGAUGGACCAGCACCCUUCUGACAGGUUCCUGUCGCACUCUGAGCUAGCCCCCCUGAGGGUCCCGUUGGUCCCCAUGGAGCAUUGUACCUCCCGCUUCUUCCAGGAGUGUGACGCAGACAAAGACAAACAGGUGUCCUUCAGGGAGUGGGCCCACUGCUUCGGCAUCAAGGAUGAGGACAUGGAUGUCAACCUGCUCUUCUGAGUCCAAUCAGUACCUUAUCAAGCAACCAGCUUUAAUAAUCAUUUAACAAGAUCACCUUCAAUUAUGGCAGAACCACACACCUUAAUUGGCAGAAGAGAGACUUGCGUUGAUUUAAACUGUAUGUUUUUCGGGAUGCUCUGUAAAGUUAGACUGGUAGAACCAGCCUAAUCGCUGUGUUCACCAUUAUAUUCAACUUCACGUAUCAGUCUGGAAUUUCUCUUUAUUGAAACUGUUUGAGCCUAUGUCUGUAAUGAGAAGCAUUAUUCAAAACCAAGUUGUCAGUGAUGGGAUCACCUUAAACCAAUCAGAGGACUACCUAAUUCAAAGCACAGGAUUUUGGGGGUGGGAUUUCUGAGAGGACUCUGAUUUGACCAGUCAUUUCUUGGCUUGUCCUAAACUCCCAUCUAUUGGAGAAAGCCCAGGUGUAUAUGCAGUAAAACAGAAUGGUUAACACAAAAUUCAGGUGGGUUCUACCAUUCUACUGCAAAGUACAAUUGAUUAAAAAGUAAAAGUGAGAAUGUCCUUCCAUGUCUUAAGUCAUAGAUGGAAGAGGAGGAUAGUUCAUGUUGUCUUAAAUCAGACUAAUCUAAAUUUGGAUCUAUAAAUAUGUGGAUGUUCUGUGAUACUGUAUGUAGAUACCGUAUAGCUGAUAGUGGUAUUAGUACAGUAAGUUUUUUUUUGCAAUUAACAAUGAUAUUAGUGUUAUGAACACAUUCCAAGAGGGGGAAAGUUUACGAGUGCUUUAUAGUAGAUGACUGACUACAAAACAGAAAUGGACUUCUAUGCAGGUGAGACCGAUCACUUUACUUUUUGACCAAAAUAUUACAGUAUUCAUUUUAAACAUUUAAGUGGGAGCGUAACAAUAUUUUUUUGGUAUGAAAACCAUUUGUAAUUGACUGUCAAAAUAAAUUGAGCUGUCAAAAGGAGAAAUUGAAAUGGCAGUAAUGGAGUAGAACAUGUGAUGUUGACAGAAUCACUAAGAGUUGAAUGCUGCAACAGUUUUAUUUGUCUUGCCAGAUAUAGCUACUUCACUAACCUUUCUAAUAAAAGUAAUGUUGACCUCA
Messenger RNA from Oncorhynchus tshawytscha (Chinook salmon), 3512 nucleotides. RefSeq names its product SPARC-like protein 1. The coding region runs from base 319 to 2448 and encodes 709 amino acids. The transcript is spliced from 11 exons. NCBI's taxonomy places the organism in Eukaryota, Metazoa, Chordata, Actinopteri, Salmoniformes, Salmonidae. The record is from RefSeq and is a predicted model, not a curated record. Gene Ontology annotation, biological process: anatomical structure development. Gene Ontology annotation, molecular function: collagen binding; extracellular matrix binding; calcium ion binding.